Rhagoletis pomonella (apple maggot) is the source of this 1575-nucleotide messenger RNA. Its product is annotated as transcription factor glial cells missing-like. Gene Ontology annotation, cellular component: nucleus. The transcript is spliced from 2 exons. Lineage: Eukaryota; Metazoa; Arthropoda; Insecta; Diptera; Tephritidae. The coding region runs from base 1 to 1500 and encodes 499 amino acids. Gene Ontology annotation, molecular function: RNA polymerase II cis-regulatory region sequence-specific DNA binding; DNA-binding transcription activator activity, RNA polymerase II-specific; DNA helicase activity. Gene Ontology annotation, biological process: gliogenesis; telomere maintenance; regulation of transcription by RNA polymerase II. The record is from RefSeq and is a predicted model, not a curated record.
AUGUUGCAACAAUGCAAAUUAAUAAUUUGGGACGAAUGUACGAUGUCACGCAAGCAUGCAGUCGAGGCACUCGAUCUAAGCUUGCAAGAUAUCCGGGGCAGCCGAAUGCUGAUGGAUGGAGUGGUCAUAUUGCUCGCAGAAGAUUUUCGGCAGACGCUACCUGUCAUCGAGCGAGGCAUUGGCGAGAUAAGUGCGUGUAUCAAGGCUUCGCCAUUGUGGGUAAAGAUGGAAAUAUUGAACCUCACAACUAUCAUGAGAGUCCAGCAGUACAAUGAUCGAGUGUCCGAACUCUUUGAUCAAGACUUCCUUGAGAUCGGCGAGGUAGAUGAACUAAUUGGUAAGGUUUUUCCUAAUAUACAACAAAACUUGCGCAACCUGGCUGGUUACGCGAACGACAAAUCUUGGCGAAAUUGUUCAGGUCGCUUAGAAAUUCAAACUUGUAAGGGGCACUGUGGUUAUCCGGUAACUCAUUUUUGGCGCCAUGCUAACAAUGUAAUCUUCUUUCAAGCAAAAGGAUCGCAUGAUCAUCCAAGACCUGAAGUAAAGGGUUCAACAGAGACUCGACGGCUUUUCGGUAAUAGUCGGCGAAACCGUAAUGUUUCCGUGGUCCUUACACCUGGGAAAGUCGCACGCAAUUUGGAACACAAUCUACAGAGUAGAACAACAUGCGUGAUAAAUACUGCCCGGGAUUUGAAUUCUGUCAAUAAAUCCACAGCUCAUUAUUGUAGUUUUUAUGAAAGAUGUCAAAAUAUUACACCGUUGGCGCAAAAGCAGGACGUUACAGAGCCUCUUAAGAUUUUGCCAUCUUCUACUUCAUCUUUUACGUCACCCAAUUUGUGUUUUGAUACCAUGUUAACGAGUAAUUCGCAUAUAAAUCAAAUGGGCACAUCAGAUUUUCACAGAGGUGAAAACGCAUAUGCUAUGAUUGAAAAUCGUCAGCCAACAUCGAUUAGAACAUCCUCGAAUUCCCCUUAUUACACUUCGUCUAUGCAGCUUCAUCAACUACAACAUCGGUCUGUCUUAGCUAAAUCAAUGCACAUAAACUCCGCAUGUGAAACAAGAUAUGAUACCCCAGUCCUUCAUGAUACUCAUCGAUUUAAUGAAGCUUAUGAUGACACAUCAAGAAUAACGUCAAGCUCCGGGUAUAAUUCAGAUGAAUUUGUUCCUUCAUUUAUACCAUGCUCCACGUCCUCCAGCUCUCUUAUAAUCGCUAACAAUCAACGCCAUGAGCUAGCUAGGUCGGUGGCAUACUUCGCUGCGCAAACUUCAGAAAUAUUUAACUCUGUGUUUGAACCAGUUUCAAUGCAAGAAAGUCAACUGCCUAAUGUUAGCAGUGAUCUACAAUCGAUCGAAGAUUAUGUAUCUACAAGCGCUUAUGAAAAAACCCCAGAAAACGCCCAGUUACCAUACCAAUGUUCAACGUUUGAUACUAAUCUAAAUACUGAGUUUUACUACAGCAAUUCCAGCGGCGAUAACGGUGUCUGGAACAUUUGUAUUUAAAUGACUUUAAUAAUCGUGUUUCCUUUUAAAAUUACUUUGUACAUUCUUAUUAGAAAGCAUUUAGUAAUAUACAUU